AUCUUCUAACACUUCCCUGUCGCCUUUGAUAGUAGUCAAGAUGGCUUCGACCGACGUCGCUUCCUUCAUAGGCCAGCUAAGUGAUAUAGGAAUUCCAUUCAAAACACCGACAGAUCCUGAUUGGGCUACAUAUUCAUCAACCUAUAACCUACGCCUUCCGGUUACCCCUGCUGUUGUCGUUGUCCCAUCCACAGUCGAACAUAUCAGCAACGCCAUUACCUUCGCAGGCAAACACGGAUUCAAAGUGCAGGCCCGAUCUGGUGGGCACUCAUAUGCCUCUUACAGCAAUGGAGGGGUGGAUGGUUCUAUAGUAAUAGACCUCAGGAAAAUUCAUUUCAGAACCAUCUCGGCUUCAGAUGACCCCAAUUGUGUUAUAGUUGGUAGCGGCACGCGAUUGGGCGAGUUGGCUCAAACCAUUGACCAACGUACGGGCUGGAAACGCGCUCUUCCUCAUGGCACUUGCGCAAGCGUUGGAGUUGGCGGACAUUUCACACAUGGAGGAUAUGGAUUCUUCUCCCGUGCUUGGGGUCUUGCUAUGGAUCGCAUCGCAAAGAUCAUGGUGGUAUUGGCAAACGGCCAACUGGUCCUUGCUGAUGAAAAUCAGAAUCAAGAUCUAUUCUAUGUAAGUCCUAAUGCUCUUAUUGCAUUCUCCCCCUUAACUAGUGAGCUUUUGCUAACCUUAGGACUUCCAAAUAAGGCGAUGCGAGGCGCGGCUGACUCCUUUGGCAUCGCGGUAGCAUUUUAUCUCAAUACAGUGCCUACACCCGAAUCCAUCAUACACUGGGACUUUAAAGUCAGCGAUGCAACAAAAAGCAUCGAGAGUGCCGUCAGAGCCUUCCAACAUAUCCAAACAUUCGUUCACGAUCACUCUGUCGUCGACCGCCAGCUAGGACUCAAUGUGACUCUGUCAUCGGACUACUUCGCAGUAGGGGGUACCUUCUUAGGGUCUCGGAAUGAUUUCGUACGAAAGGUCAUACCGGCAUUGCUAGAGGGAAUUCCUGAGUUCCCAACUAUCGAAGUCAAGCAGGUGGAUUGGGCAACAUCUCUCAAGCUACUCAACCAAGGCCGAGAACUGGACUCUCCGACGGAUUCCUCAGAGCAUUCCAAUUUCUUCGCCAAGAGUGUUACCAUACCCGAGCCGGGUUUCACUGCCGAAUCGCUGACAGACUUCUUCACAUACCUUCUCGACCAAGGCGCACGCGCGCCUAUCUCGUACUUCAUCUUAGCCGACUUGUACGGUGGCGCCGACAGCCAGAUCAACGCCAAAGACCAGAGUUUCUCCGCCUUUGCACAUCGCGAUACUCUGUGGGUCACCCAACUAUACGGCUAUGUUGACAACGAGCAAGUUUUCCCAUCGGAAGGUCUUGACUUCAUCAACGGACUAGCAAGCGCUAUGACAGCGCGCCUCCCGAGUUACGGCGCAUACUCCAAUUAUACCGACCCGAGUCUGCCAAGAGAAGAAGCGAAUGAUCUAUACUAUGGUAAAGAACUUCAUAAGAAGCUAAAACAGCUGAAAAGGGAUUUAGAUCCGAACAACGUUUUUGCGAAUCCCCAAUCAAUUGAGGGAUAGGGGGUGGGAGCAUAUGUCUAAUUGAGUUUUUGCGUUAUGCAUGGCGUUGAAGGCUACGGGGGAAAAUGUGAAAAAUAGAUGGACACGGUACUCGAGAAGGUUAGGUUAAUUUGUUCGUGCAGUUUAACUUCAAAAUACCUAGGUAGAUAGUCUUACUAGCAAUGAUUUCGUUAAGAUUUUAGCUAGGGGUCUUACCACCCAUAUCCGACAAUAGAACUAACUGCUCUAUUUUAUGAGACAACCACUUUCAUAUGUGAUACUUGAUGAAUUUUGUGCUUUAGUAAUGUUGAGACCAAUGCUCUAAGAAAUAGCUUCCUGGAGGUUAGGCGCUGACAACACCCAGGAAGUCGGAUAAAUUAUCAUCGCGCCUUUUCUAGAUUUGCUGC
Molecule: messenger RNA, 1956 nt
Organism: Daldinia vernicosa
Lineage: Eukaryota; Fungi; Ascomycota; Sordariomycetes; Xylariales; Hypoxylaceae
Product: putative glucooligosaccharide oxidase
Exons: 1
Coding region: 41-1570 (509 amino acids)
Molecular function (GO): oxidoreductase activity; FAD binding
Source: RefSeq, a predicted model, not a curated record